UGACCAUCAAUCAACCGCUCCGCUAUCAUGCUAAUUAAGUAAUUAUUAAAAUUAUUCAAGUAACAAACAUUGUUGAAUCUAGAGAGCAAAGGUGAGUUACACACCAUAAGCUAAGCUUCACCAAGAAACAAUUAGGUCUCUGCCAUUAAAAUGAGUAAUGAAAAAAAAAAAAAUUUGGUUUGCUGGACCUGGUCGAGACAAGACAACUCACUCACCAGCUGUUUUACUUUUACUGUUUUACAAUCCUCAUUCCUCAGUUCCUCACGUCAUUAAUAUUCAUUAAGCAAAUGCAAAAGUGGAAAACAAAUACAGAUUACAGAGUGAACUGUGAAGGGACGGUGAGCAGCCCACAUGUCUAAUUUACAUGGCCAGUACAGACACCGGAGAAGGGACGUUAACCGGGAGAAGAUUACCUCUAAAGUUGACGGAGAGCCGGAGAAGGGACGGCGACGGUCUGACGGAGUUCAACGGACAGCGGAGCGGCGAUUGGAGAAACUUGCCGGCUGCUUCGAUGGGGUUCGAGUUCGACGGCUGGCUUCGACCAACGACGAUGAACAGGGUUCGACGGCUGGCUUCGACGGGGUUCGAGUUCGACUGCAGGCUUCGACCAACGACGAUGAACAGGGUUCGACGGCUGGCUUCGACGGGGUUCGAGUUUGACGGCUGGCUUCGACCAACGACGAUGAACGGAGGAGGAGGGAUCGGCGGUCGUUGACUCGAGGUUUGAUUGGGAUUUGGCUGGCUGGCUUAGAUCGUUAGGGAAUUAGCAAUUAGGGCUUUUUAGUUUUUAGGGUGGGUGAUUUACGGUGAAAAUCAAUUAUGAGUUUAUGA
Linum trigynum is the source of this 831-nucleotide messenger RNA. The record is from the annotation of a GenBank genome assembly. Lineage: Eukaryota; Viridiplantae; Streptophyta; Magnoliopsida; Malpighiales; Linaceae.